GCUGUGCUGCCCACCACAGGCUAUUAUAGGAAGGAAGAUGAUAAGCUGGGCCAUAUAUAAAAACCCACCCCAGCAUCACACCUCGACUGGGAGUCAACGUACGAUCAUUCAGACAUGGCAAGUAAGAAGGCCUCCAAUAAGAGACAGAGGGGAGCCCAGAAGUCUUGCUCCAAUGUCUUCUCCAUGUUUGAGCAGUCCCAGAUUCAGGAGUUCAAGGAGGCUUUUGGCUGCAUUGACCAAGACCGAGAUGGUGUUAUCAAAAAGCAGGACCUGAGGGAGACCUAUGGACAGCUGGGAAAACUUAAUGUCAAUGAUGAGGAGCUGGAUGCGAUGUUGAAUGAGGGGAAGGGUCCGAUCAACUUCACCGUGUUUCUGACUCUCUUUGGGGAGAAACUCAAUGGGACCGAUCCUGAAGACACCAUCCUUGCUGCCUUCAAACUUUUUGACCCCAAUGGGACCGGCUUUGUUAAUAAGGAUGAGUUUAAACGAUUACUGAUGAACCAGGCUGAUAAAUUCACAGCAGAGGAGGUGGAUCAGGCCUUCGCUCUCGCUCCCAUUGACCCAACUGGCAACAUCGACUACAAGUCCCUCUGCUACACCAUCACACAUGGAGAUGAGAAGGAAGAGUCCUAACAAGGACUGUAGUCAGCUCAUACAGGUCAUCUACGCAUGGGGAUUACUAUUUUACACUGCCUGGUUAUUAUUCAGAAACAAUCAUUAUUUAUGGAAUAGUGUUGAAAUAUCUGAUUCAUUCAACCUCAACUAAUCAAUGGUUGUAAAUGCUGCAGUUCUGUCGGUAUAAACACUGCCUAUUUUGUUUGUAUGCUGUUGAGAAUAAAGUGUUCCUCAAAAGCUUUUUUGUUGAUUACAAAUGCACAUUUUGUGAAGCAACGGUGUAAAUGGAAUAAGACU
Messenger RNA from Etheostoma spectabile (orangethroat darter), 912 nucleotides. RefSeq names its product myosin, light chain 7, regulatory (gene myl7). Gene Ontology annotation, molecular function: calcium ion binding. NCBI's taxonomy places the organism in Eukaryota, Metazoa, Chordata, Actinopteri, Perciformes, Percidae. The transcript is spliced from 7 exons. The record is from RefSeq and is a predicted model, not a curated record. Bases 115 to 633 code for a protein of 172 amino acids.